AUGGCCGCGCGGGUGUCCGUCGAGGGCGCAGGACCCUCGUACGCGUCGGUGCUCAACUUUAGAGUGAGUGACAGCAAUAAAGAGAACAUAGAGGCGACGGAGGAGGUGGCAGACGCGCCGCCUCGCCAGGAUGACGAGGAGGAGGAAGGCUUCGUGCCGGUCAUCUCGCACGCCCGCAGACCGGCCAAGAGUCGCAGGGAGCGAGAGCGCAGGGCUGCACCUCGCCCGCACAAGGAACCCAAGCCGCCGACGGAGCCCCAGCCGGCGUCCGACCAGCAGCAGUCCACUGAGCCGCAGCCCAAGAAGUUCGUGGAGGCUCCCAUACCCAAAGUUAACCCUUGGCAGGUGCGAGGUGGCAGCACUGGCGCUCCGCCCCCCGCGCCUCCCGCCAUCCUGGAGCAGGAGAAGAGGUCGCCACUGCAGCCCCAGCAGCAAGGCAGGGCUCAGCUGCCUCCAGAACCGGUACCGGUAGCCCAACCAGCUAAGCCAGCCAUCGUAAAAGCACCGAAAAACGCCAAAAUUAAUCACAAGGUAAGUCAAAGUAAACCUUAUUGGAUGAAUGUUGUGUGCACACGCCUAUAUAACAAUUAA
Molecule: messenger RNA, 591 nt
Organism: Danaus chrysippus (African queen)
Lineage: Eukaryota; Metazoa; Arthropoda; Insecta; Lepidoptera; Nymphalidae
Source: the annotation of a GenBank genome assembly